Molecule: messenger RNA, 463 nt
Organism: Racocetra fulgida
Lineage: Eukaryota; Fungi; Glomeromycota; Glomeromycetes; Diversisporales; Gigasporaceae
Source: the annotation of a GenBank genome assembly
UUGAGACUUAUAGAUUGGGGUUUAGCAGAAUUCUAUCACCCAGGAACCGAAUAUAAUGUACGCGUUGCGUCUAGAUAUUUUAAAGGGCCAGAAUUAUUAGUUGAUUUUCAGGAAUAUGAUUAUUCCCUUGACAUGUGGAGUUUGGGUUGCAUGUUUGCCAGUAUGAUUUUUCGCAAAGAGCCUUUUUUUCACGGACAUGAUAACUAUGAUCAAUUGGUAAAAAUUGCUAGAGUACUUGGCACAGAUGAGCUUUUUGCAUAUCUUGAUAAGUAUGACAUAGAAUUGGAUACUCAAUACGAUGAUAUUUUGGGAAGAUAUCCACGGAAACAAUGGAAUAAAUUUAUUACUAGCGAAAACCAAAAAUUUGUUUCCAAGGAAGCUAUUGAUUUUCUUGACAAACUAUUGCGAUAUGAUCAUCAGGAACGACUGACGCCUCAAGAAGCUAUGGAACAUCCUUAUUUUG